AUGAAGAACGUCGGUACCCUUGAAUCCAGGAGUAUCAACAAUUUGCAUAUCAUCAUAGAAACAGAGGCUGCAUGUUUUAGAAGAUUAAUGGCGCACGGGCCAAUGAGUGGUAUGAAGAUUACGGGUACAGUUGAAGUAGUUCCAUUUCAAAUAAAGAGAACUCGACUAAAGCGCAUUGACAACGACCCUACAAAAGUACAUGAAGAGCAAUCUAAAGAUGGCAGAACAGGGCAAGACAUGUUAUUUAGAUACACAACAUAUAAAGUGGCUGGCAAUGGAUCUUUUGGUGUCGUAUAUCAAGCAAAAGUAGUAGAAACAGGUGAAAGUGUAGCUAUAAAGAAAGUAUUUCAGGAUAGACGGUUCAAGAAUCGUGAGCUACAAAUUAUGCGAAGUGUUUGGCAUCCAAACGUAGUUGCUUUGAAAGCUUAUUUCUACAGUCAUGAUGAGAUCAAGAAGGAUGAUGUUUAUCUCAAUUUAGUCUUAGAAUAUAUACCAAUCACUUUGUAUCGUACAUGUCGUGAUUAUGCCAAAGCAAAAGAGUACAUACCUAUGCUCUACGUGAAAUUAUAUACAUAUCAGCUUAUGAGAGCAUUGGCUUAUAUCCAUUCACUUGGAAUUUGUCAUCGAGAUAUUAAACCACAAAAUCUAUUGAUUGAUCCCAGUAAAGGAAUAUUAAAACUAUGUGAUUUUGGAAGUGCCAAAGCCCUUCAUGCUAGUGAACCGAAUGUUUCUUACAUUUGCUCUCGUUAUUAUCGUGCUCCUGAGCUCAUCUUUGGCGCAACAAAUUAUACGUGUAGUAUCGAUAUAUGGUCUGCCGGCUGUGUUAUGGCUGAACUCAUGCUCUUACAACCUCUCUUUCCUGGUGAAUCAGCUAUCGAUCAGCUUGUUGAGAUUAUUAAAGUCCUUGGUACACCCUCUAAAGAACAAUUAUUGGCAAUGAAUCCCAGUUAUACAGAACAUCGUUUUCCUCAAAUCAAACCCCAUCCAUUCGCGAAAGUAUUUUCGAGAUCCCGUACACCUGAAGAAGCCAUUACAUUCAUUACCAAAACUUUACAAUAUGAACCUCAAAAAAGAUUAACAGCUUUUCAGUCUUUAGCCGAUCCAUUUUUUGAUGAACUGAGGGAUCCAAAAGUAAAGAUGUUGAACGGAAAAGAUUUGCCACCAUUAUUCAAUUUUACACGACAUGAGCUAUCCAUUAAACCCGAACUGAUUCCUAAACUCGUACCUGCUCAUUAUGAAGCAGAAUUAUUAGCUAAUGAUGGUAUUGAUGUACAUAAUUUUGUACCCAUGACGCCCGAUGAAAUGAAGGGUAAUGUAAAAAACUGA
This is a messenger RNA of Mycotypha africana, 1326 nucleotides long. RefSeq names its product kinase-like domain-containing protein. NCBI's taxonomy places the organism in Eukaryota, Fungi, Mucoromycota, Mucoromycetes, Mucorales, Mycotyphaceae. Gene Ontology annotation, cellular component: cytoplasm. The coding region runs from base 1 to 1326 and encodes 441 amino acids. Gene Ontology annotation, molecular function: protein serine/threonine kinase activity; ATP binding. The transcript is spliced from 7 exons. Gene Ontology annotation, biological process: protein phosphorylation; signal transduction. The record is from RefSeq and is a predicted model, not a curated record.